AUGGGUGAACGCUUAAUAAAGCGCUUCGAGGUUAAACUCGGAGCCGUGUUGCGACAGGCGCACAAAGAAAGCGGCGGCGCACCGGCCUUGGGGAGUUCGUCGACCGACUUUUGCACUUCGCAAGGUUUCGCCAAUCGGGCCUCUCUGCUCCAGGAUAUUGCCAAUUUCGUCGAGCGAUCUCAAGGCUGCGCUCCGGGCCGCGCUGGCCGCGCUUGCUUAUCGUCGGCGGGAAACUUUUGCGCGCGUGCUUGUGUUAACCCGAAUACAUUUAAUAAA
Molecule: messenger RNA, 276 nt
Organism: Iphiclides podalirius (scarce swallowtail)
Lineage: Eukaryota; Metazoa; Arthropoda; Insecta; Lepidoptera; Papilionidae
Source: the annotation of a GenBank genome assembly